Messenger RNA from Podospora anserina S mat+, 2583 nucleotides. RefSeq lists its product as uncharacterized. The record is from RefSeq and is a predicted model, not a curated record. Gene Ontology annotation, biological process: actin cortical patch localization. Gene Ontology annotation, cellular component: plasma membrane. The transcript has 3 exons. NCBI's taxonomy places the organism in Eukaryota, Fungi, Ascomycota, Sordariomycetes, Sordariales, Podosporaceae. Bases 1 to 2583 code for a protein of 860 amino acids.
AUGGCAUCGGCCGAACAACCGUUGCCCUAUGCCCCGAGAACAAGCAGCAUAUCCGCGUUUGUAGAGGCCCCCCCCAGCGACUCCCACCGCCGAUCAUCUUCGUCCGUCCCGACGUCCAAGUUCGCCGCCGACAUGUCUCAACCUCCCCCGCGCCCCGCUCGCUCCCCGCUACCCCAUGGUUUCAAUCCCGCCGACAUGGACCGCCUAUCCGACCCAAAUGUCAAGGACAAGAUCGUUUCAACCGGCACCAACCCCUCGUCGCAGCACAGCUCUCUCUCGGUGCCCCUUCCAAAAGUACGCCAUGACCCGUCUUUGCGCCGGGCGCGCAAGCCGCGCUCUCAAUACCCAAGGAGUAGCACCGAGAGCCACGUCGAGUACAUCCUGGUCGCUUCGUUCGAUAUCGAUAGGGGGCCGAUCAUGGAGCACCAGUAUCCUGUCGCUAUCACUGGAGAUGAACAUAUGCUUGCGGAACUGAUGCUUCCGGAUCAGGCUCACGUCAGAAAUCAGGAUUGGACAGUUUUCUUUCUUCACAAAGAUAGCAGCCAGGAAGAGGACGAUGCUGAACGGCAGGCCAAAGAAAGUAGGCGAGCCCGGAGACGGCGCAGACGGGACCGGGCAAAGGGGAUAAUACAUGAAUCGGAUGAUGAGGACGACGGUGGUGAGGAGGACCUGGACGAUGACGACGACGACUGGGAUGAUGAUGUGUCAACCGAUGAGGAGCCAGAAGGCGGCGAGGGACCGCCGUUGGUCUAUGUGUUGAACUUGGUCAAUACCAAGCAGGACAAAACGGUCAAGAGAGGUGCCGUGGUCAAGGCUAUGGCUAUUUGCACGCGGCAUCCAUUUCUUCACAUAUACAAGCCCCUAUUACUACUCGCUCUAGAAGAGUACUUCAAAUCACCAGUACCAGAAACACUAUCCAUGUUGUUCAACGCCGUCAACGAAAUGGACCUUUCCCUCAUGCCAAAGCUCAGCCUGCUGGAAAGACACCUGCUCCAAGCCAGCGAUAACAAGGACCUAUUCGUCGAAAAGUUUGAGCGCAUGAUCCAAGCCCGCAUCUCGGAAGAAACAGCAGAAGACGUGGCAGACCAGCCCUUUGACGCCAGCCGCAGCCCCCCAAGACGACCAGGUAUCUUCCGCUCAGGCACGAAAUCCUACAUUGAAACUCACACGGGCGCCUACGCCGUGCCGCGGGACACUCACGAAUUCGAAAGCAAAGUCAUGUACAAAGGCAUCCCCAUCCCGAUCAAAGUCCCCGUCGCCGUCAUGCCCGAGACGGUCGGUGACUUCUCCCUGAUCAAACUAAUCCAAAACUUUUCGGACUCCCACGCCAAAUCCCCCCAAACCUUUGCCCUUCAUCCUCACCUAACCACCAACGGCCCGACAACCCACCCGAUCAUCGUCCUGGCCAAUGCUCUGCUGACACAAAAGAGAGUCAUCUUCCUCGGCCACAACAUGCCCUCGGGCGAAGUAGCCGAGGCCGUCCUGGCCGCCUGCGCGUUGGUAUCAGGGGGGUUGCUCAGGGGCUUCACCCGGCACGCGUUUCCCUACACGGACCUGACCAAGAUUGACGACCUGCUCAACGUGCCCGGGUUCAUCGCCGGGGUGACGAACCCCACGUUUGAGCACCACCCGGAGUGGUGGGAUUUGCUGUGCGACAUUCCCUCGGGCAAGAUGAAGAUCUCGUCCAAGAUUGAGUCGGCGCCCAUCACGGAGGGGUUGGUGUACUUUCAGCAGCAGAACCCGGCGUACGCGAACUUCAUCAACGGGGCGUCGGCCGGGUCGGGGAGCGCGGCUGCGGCGGGGCAGCAGACGGGGGAUUUGACGGGGGAUGCGGCGUUCAUGGCGGAUAUACUGAGGUGUAUUGCCAACCGGUCGGGGGAGAGGGUGGUGAGGGCUAAGUGGAGGGAGUGGGUGCUCAAGUUUACGAGGAUCGCGGCGGCGUUUGAGGAGACGGUUUUCGGGGCUAGUGCGCUUUAUAUCGGGAGUGAUGGGGAUGGGGAUGGUGGUGGAGGUGGGGGUGAUGGGAACCUGGGGCAGGCGGCGAUGGGGCAUGGGUACGUAUGGGCCGAUGAGGCGACUAAAGCAAAAGAGCUGGCGGGGAAUGUGACGAGGAUUGAGGGGUGGCGGAAUACUAGGAGUUACUAUUCGUUUAUCCAGUCAUACACGGUCCGCCCGCUCAAGGGUUUGGAUUUGGCACACAUGCACGACCGGUUGCGGACGCAGAAGCUGACUCCCCAGCAGAGCAAGGAGAUUUUUGAGGCGUUUUACAACUAUGUCUGGUCUUAUGAUGAGAUUUGUUUGCUGCUGAGUGUUGCGCCGGAGUCUCACGCGGGGCUGUUUUAUAUUGCCUUGGGACUGUUCCACAAGGAUAGGGACGUGAGGGUCAAGACGGCCGAGUUGCUGGAUAGGAUUGCUGAGCAUGAGGCGGGCCAGCAUUGGUGGAGGAGCCUGAGCCGGUUUGAGAAGCUGGCGUAUGUGAGGAUUAAGAAGGAGGUUGAGCAGGAGGGGAGAGGGGGGAGGGAGGGGGGCGUGGUGAGUCCUGUUGAUAGCAAGAGGGUUAGCUCUGGGAGAAGGGUGAUAUAA